Messenger RNA from Meira miltonrushii, 1509 nucleotides. RefSeq names its product cytochrome b2. NCBI's taxonomy places the organism in Eukaryota, Fungi, Basidiomycota, Exobasidiomycetes, Exobasidiales, Brachybasidiaceae. The coding region runs from base 1 to 1509 and encodes 502 amino acids. The record is from RefSeq and is a predicted model, not a curated record. The transcript has a single exon. Gene Ontology annotation, biological process: lactate metabolic process. Gene Ontology annotation, molecular function: L-lactate dehydrogenase (cytochrome) activity; heme binding.
AUGAUCAAAGGCGGCAAAGGAAGAUUGAUCGAUAUGGCAGAAGUACAAGAACAUAACUCCCCAGAAAAAGGCGUCUGGGUAGUAAUUCAAGGACAAGUGUAUGAUAUCACUUCAUUCAUCAAUAAACAUCCUGGAGGUGAUCGAAUCAUUUUGAAAAAUGCAGGAAAAGAUGUUACGGAUAUUUAUGUCCCCGUUCAUCCUUCUGAUGCAAUUGCGGAGAAUCUUGAUCCUUCACAACAUCUUGGUCAAGUUGAUCCUUCAACUGUAAAAGAAGAAGCCGAAUCGGAAAAAGAUUUGAGUCAACGUGAACUUAAACGCAGAAAAGCUCUGAAGAAUUUACCUCCCAUUGGAACGAUCUUAAACCUUGACGAUUUCCAAAGGGUUGCACAAACAAUUCUCACCGAUCAAGCAUGGGCUUAUUAUUCUUCCGCGGCAGAUGAUGAGAUUACGAAACAUUUUAAUCGAUCAGCUUAUAGUCGUAUUUGGUUCAAGCCAAGGAUAUUACGUCCGGUGAUGGAGGUAGAUUGCAGUACAGAAUUAAUGGGGCAUGAUGUUUCUUUACCGAUUUAUAUCUCACCUGCUGCAAUGGCAAAGUUAGGACAUCCAGACGGAGAAGCAAAUUUAACAAAAGCUGCAGGAGAAGCACAAAUUGUUCAGGGUAUUUCUGCAAACGCAUCAGUUUCACUUGAUGAAACGAUUGCUAAUCGAAAAUCCGAUCAAGCUCUAAUUUAUCAACUUUACGUUAACAAAGAUCGAUCAGCAUCCGAAAAAAUCUUGGCAAAAAUUCAAAAACAACCUAAAGGAGCGUUUGCAGCGAUCAUGCUUACGGUUGAUGCACCCGUAAUGGGAAAUCGUGAAAGUGAUAUGCGUGCAAAAGGUGAAGAAGUUCAAACUGGUGGUGAUACGGAAGGAGGAUCAAGCGAAGGAAAAGGUGUCGGAGUGGCAAUUUCUGGUUAUAUUGAUCCGAAUAUUGGAUGGGAUAUCGUAAGUUGGUACAAACAACACUGCAAGUUACCUCUAAUCCUUAAAGGUGUUCAGACGGUUGAUGAUGUAGAACUUGCUUUCAAGAAUGGCUGUCAAGGUGUAGUCCUUUCAAAUCACGGUGGUCGUUCUCUAGAAUAUUCGCGAGCACCAAUUGACGUUCUCAUUGAAUUACAUCAAAAACGACCUGAUCUAUUACAAAAGAUUGACGUUUUGAUCGAUGGAGGUGUAAGAAGAGGAACAGAUGUUCUAAAAGCACUGGCUUUGGGUGCAAAAGGUGUUGGUCUCGGAAGACCGUUCUUAUAUGCUCAAUCAGGAUAUGGACAAGAAGGUGCAAGUAGAGCCAUUCAAAUCAUGAAAGAUGAAAUCGAACGUGGAAUGCGUUUACUAGGUAUCACUUCCCUGAAACAGUUGACGCCGGAAAUGAUUGAAAUCUUGCCACCUUCGUUCGAUCCUUAUCUUCUACAUCGUCAAGAAGAAAGACGGAGAGAAUAUGUCUUUGAACAUGAAGCUGCUACUGAGGAAUAA